Eruca vesicaria subsp. sativa (arugula) is the source of this 874-nucleotide messenger RNA. Lineage: Eukaryota; Viridiplantae; Streptophyta; Magnoliopsida; Brassicales; Brassicaceae. The record is from the annotation of a GenBank genome assembly.
AUGUCCAAUCAUCAGACUUUAGCAUCCGGUUUACUAGAAGAUCUCUUGCAUAUUCCUGCAGAAACAAUUGGUGAGAAGGAUGAUACUUGCAAAGCUCAAUCAGAUAAAAAAAGGAAGGAAGUAGCAGUAGUAUUGCAUGAUGAAGAAGCUCAUGGGUCAUCAAGGGCUGCAGCAAAGAAACAAGAACGUAACGCUAGUGAACGUCUAAGGAGACUGAGACUUCAUGCCUCUUACCUUACUCUUGGCACUCUUCUUCCUGAUCAUUCUUCUUCCUCCAAGAAGAAAUGGUGUGCACCGUCUAUAAUGGAUAGAGUGGUCACUUACAUUCCUAAGCUAGUUAAUGAAGUUGAAGAGCUAACUCUUAGAAAGACAAAGCUUGUAGAAGCAAUAGAGAACAAGAGGUUCCAGGAGUUGGAGCGGCACGAUUCUCAUAUUAGAGCAGUCUCGGUUCUUGAAUUGGGUGAGUCAGGUGAUGAGGCUGUUUUGCAGAUAAGCAUGAAAAAGGUAAAAGAAGAUGAGUUCUCGAACUUGCUUCAUGUAAUGGAGAUGCAAGGUUGGAGUAUUUUAAGUUCUUUUACAUCUCUAGUGUGCCGAGAUCAAAGGGUGGUUUGCUACAACUUCCAUGUUAAGAUGGAUGAAAAGCCAUGUGAAGGUGAUGAUGACUACAUCACAAUGUUGAAGAACAACAUAAUUUCUUCCCUCUCUUGACAACACAAAAUGCAAAUGAAAUUAAGUGAGAUGAAGAAUAUGUUAUAGAUUUGAUGACGCAUAUUGCAAUUGACAUUCCUCAUGGUUAUAUCAUGUUUAUUCUGGUAUUUGAAACCUCACAAUCAUAUUUUGUAGAAGUUAUUUUUUUUGUUAUAUCCAUAUUCAC